This is a messenger RNA of Hippocampus zosterae (dwarf seahorse), 1707 nucleotides long. RefSeq names its product collagen and calcium binding EGF domains 1 (gene ccbe1). The transcript is spliced from 11 exons. Gene Ontology annotation, molecular function: calcium ion binding. NCBI's taxonomy places the organism in Eukaryota, Metazoa, Chordata, Actinopteri, Syngnathiformes, Syngnathidae. The record is from RefSeq and is a predicted model, not a curated record. Bases 341 to 1540 code for a protein of 399 amino acids.
AAAAUAAAAGCCACUUCCUGUCCUAAUGAAGUAACCGAUCGUGUUGUUCUGUUGUUGACCUUCCAACGAUAACCGCUAGGGAGCAGCAGAGCUCAAUUCCUGAAGGUCGCUGCACUUCCACCUGAAGCUAAAAAAAAUGCGGUAUUAAAGUCAAAUAAUGAACAAUAAUCACCAUAAAUCGCCACCGUAGAGCCUCGACCUCGGUUGACCGCGGCGUGUGCGUGUCGAGUGGGAGGGUCCGCGGCUGGCUGCGUGACAGUUUUUGUCCUACGCACGGCCCCGGCGCCACCACCGCCGCCGCGCUCAUUCCGCGAGCGGGUGGCUCGGUGACAGGAGCGUCAUGAUUCCCGGACACGCUCGCAACCUGCUCGCCGCCGUCACAUGGCUGCUGCUCCUCUCCAGAGCCUCGCCGCGGUCACACCGGCAGGAGGACGCCCGCUUCGGGGACAGUGAAGAUUGUUCGGAUAACAUCUCCACCACCAGGUACUCCUGCGUCAAGUCCAGUGGGGAAGUUGCAACAUGUUACAGAAAGCAGUGCUGCCGGGGCUUCAAGUUCGUGUUGGGCCAGUGCAUUCCUGAAGACUACGACGUGUGCGCCGGCGCUCCCUGCGAGCAGCAAUGUAGCGAUCACUUUGGCCGCGUGGUGUGCACCUGUUACCCCGGCUACCGUUACCACCGCGAGAGACACCGGAACCGCCAGAAGCCGUACUGCCUGGACAUCAAUGAAUGCGGUGACACCAACACGACGGCGUGCUCCCAACUCUGCAUCAACACGGUCGGGAGCUUCCGUUGCGAGUGCUAUCCAGGCUUCUUCCUGGAGGAAGAUGGGCGGACGUGCAGCAAAGAAAAGAGAGCGCUGCAUCAUGUCGUGGAGAAAUCUGACAACGUGAUGAACACGGGGACCUGCUCGGCCACGUGCGACGACUUCCAGCAGAUCAAGGCCACCGUUUUGCAGCUGAAACAGAAGAUGCUGUCAAGCAGUCCUGAUGUUCCAGAGCAGAGGACCGACGAGAAAAUCCCAGCUGCCUUUUUAACGGGACCACCAGGUCUGCCUGGUCCGCCAGGAGAUCCAGGACCAGCAGGAGAGCCAGGUCUUGUCGGACAACCGGGGCCACCGGGCCCUCCCGGACCAAGGGGCCUGAUGGGUCCCCUGGGGCCCACACCGGACUUGUCCCACAUCAAACGAGGCCCUCGCGGACCUGUGGGGCCGCUGGGAGCGCCGGGAAAAGACGGACAGCAGGGUGAGCGAGGAGCACCCGGGCCUGUUGGACCUCCAGGCCCUCCGGGCUCUUUUGACUUCCUGCUGCUGCUCAUGGCCGACAUCCGCAAUGACAUCGCCGACCUGCAGAUCAAGGUGUACGGCCGAGCGCCCCUCUACCCGGGCGAGGAGCUCCCCGCGACGCCCGGCGCCUGGCGAGACGGCCAGGAUGCGGGAUCGGGUGAGGACUUUCGAGAGACUCUGCCGCCACCGCCGCCGCCGCCGCACUCCAAGAGGAAGAGGAAGCUACCGCGAGGCACAACCAACAGCAAUGGAUUCUAAAUACUCAAUGUGAGGUGUACAUUUUUUUAAUAUUAUUUAAAUAUUAACAGAACGUAUCGUAUGCCUUUUGGGUCACAGAUAUUUAUUUUUCUAUGACAUAUAUAUGCAAGAUGAUGGUUAUUUUUGAUGACCCUCCCAGCACAUUGAAUUGAAAGAACUUUACUAUA